ACUCAACUGCACCACACCACAAGAAACGGCCACACCACGAAAACACUGUAAAUUGAACUCCCACCGUUGAAACCCCCACCGGUUCUGGAUUUUCAGGUGGGCCGCCAGGUAUGGCCAGUUGGGUGUCUGCCCCGCCACACCCUCCCGUCUUCCGUUGUCGGAAACCUUCCAAUCCAUCCCUCCGCUUCCACAGCCGUCCAUCAAACCACUGCUGGGCCCACAUCCGCUCCAGCCCGAGUAGGAUCUAUUACUCCGACGAUAACGGCAAAAGACCGUCUCCUGAACCCGUCGGAAUUCAGCUCUACAACGACAUCGAAAGAUUAAUUAUAGAAUCUGCAAAGUUAUCCAAUGGUGAUUGGCGUUCCGGAGAUUGGAGCGAAAUUGAGGGAACAUGGGUGUUGAGACCAAGAUACUCAAAACCAACAUCAGUUGUUCAUUUCAUCGGUGGUAUUUUUGUUGGGGCUGCCCCUCAGCUUACCUACCGUUUGUUUCUUGAGCGUCUUUCAGAAAAGGGUAGUUUGGUAAUUGCAACACCAUUUGCUAGUGGAUUCGAUUACUUCUACAUUGCUGAUGAAGUACAAUGCAAAUUCGAUAGGUGUCUUCGGUCUUUGAGAGACUUGGUGGAUGGUCUUCCCACAUUUGGUGUGGGUCAUUCUUUGGGAUCUGUUAUCCACCUUUUGAUUGGCUCAAGGUAUGCUGUGCCAAGAAGCGGAAAUGUAUUCAUGGCAUUCAACAACAAGGAAGCAAGCGAAGCUGUCCCACUGUUUUCUCCAGUUAUUGUCCCAGUUGCUCAAAGCUUCGGUCCGCUUCUCUCACAGCUUACAUCGUCUCCAACGAUUCGCCUUGGGGCAGAAAUGGCUAUGAAGCAACUAGAGAGCCUUAGCCCUCCAAUUUUGAAACAAGUUCUGCCUUUAGUUGAACAACUUCCUCCCUUAUACAUGGAUUUAGCUCAGGGGAGAGAAGAUUUCAUUCCAAAACCUGAAGAAACCCGCCGACUGAUAAGGUCCUACUAUGGCAUUUCCCGGAAUCUUCUGGUAAAGUUCAAAGAUGAUUUGAUUGAUGAAACACCGGCACUAGCUAAGGUGCUAUGCUCGGAGUCUGCUGUAAGUUCAAUGCUGGAUAUGUCGAUUCGCAUGCUGCCAGGAGAUCACGGGCUUCCUUUGCAACAGGCUUUACCUGACAUCCCGCCAGCCAUGGCAGAUGCUGUAAACCGGGGAGGCGAGCUUCUAGCGAAUCUGACGGUAGGGACACCAUGGGAAACAGUGGCCAAGGAAGUAGGCAACACAUUAGGUGCGGACUCAAAGAUCAUUCGUGCACAAAUAUCAAAGGACGUCGACCUUCUUGUUGAUGUGAUUGCAACAUGGAUGGCAUUGAACAGUGGCCCUAAACUUCUGCGAAGGUGAACAUGUAGUUGAAAGAAUAUAUACAAGAAAAUCUGUUGCCCAUGUACAUUAGAAUAUCUCCACAAGGAACAUCCAUAUCUGUAUCAAAUCCGCAUUUCUUCCAUCAAUGUGCAAUCAGUCAUUCACUGAAUUGAUUUUCUUCUUGUAACAUAAAUAAAGGAUCUUCUUGGGUGCC
This is a messenger RNA of Magnolia sinica, 1578 nucleotides long. RefSeq lists its product as uncharacterized. Lineage: Eukaryota; Viridiplantae; Streptophyta; Magnoliopsida; Magnoliales; Magnoliaceae. The record is from RefSeq and is a predicted model, not a curated record. The transcript is spliced from 10 exons. Bases 111 to 1403 code for a protein of 430 amino acids.